GCCAGUUCAAGUUCUUUACUCCUCUCUACUACUCGAACACCCAGUUCAACCCCCACACACUCCUUCACAGAACAAUGUUCGCUCACAUCAUCGCUCUUUUCACUCUCGCUACCCUUGCCGCCGCCGCACCCAGCGGCCUCGCUGCCCGUACUGAGGCCACCUGUUGCGCGAGCAUCGUCUCCUCGACCAGCCACGUCUGCUCCGAAGUCGCUGCCCUUGUUGGCCUCGACCUUUCCGGCCUUGGAGACAUCCCCGUUGGUCUCAGCUGCUCUCCAAUCACUGUUAUUGGCAAUAACUGCGGUGGAACCACUGUCACUUGCUCAGGCCCCUCGUCCGCAGGAGGACUCAUCUCCGUCAACUGCAUCCCCAUCACUCUCUAAAUAUGUGCAGUGA
Messenger RNA from Mycena indigotica, 393 nucleotides. Its product is annotated as Hydrophobin 2. The transcript has 3 exons. The record is from RefSeq and is a predicted model, not a curated record. NCBI's taxonomy places the organism in Eukaryota, Fungi, Basidiomycota, Agaricomycetes, Agaricales, Mycenaceae. Gene Ontology annotation, cellular component: fungal-type cell wall. The coding region runs from base 75 to 380 and encodes 101 amino acids. Gene Ontology annotation, molecular function: structural constituent of cell wall.